AUGUUUCUUCUGUAUGACCUCAAUGAACAGGGAGAGCAGAUCCAUACACUGAAGAAGUUUGAUCCCAAUGGAGAGCAGACCCUCUUGGCCCAUCCCGCCCGGUUCUCUCCUGACGACAAAUACUCUCAACACUGGAUGACCAUCAAGAGACACUCCAAGGUGCUCAGGACUCAGCAGCCGCUCCCAAUCCUGUGA
Erinaceus europaeus (western European hedgehog) is the source of this 195-nucleotide messenger RNA. Its product is annotated as H/ACA ribonucleoprotein complex subunit 3-like. Gene Ontology annotation, molecular function: box H/ACA snoRNA binding; telomerase RNA binding. The record is from RefSeq and is a predicted model, not a curated record. The transcript has a single exon. Bases 1 to 195 code for a protein of 64 amino acids. NCBI's taxonomy places the organism in Eukaryota, Metazoa, Chordata, Mammalia, Eulipotyphla, Erinaceidae. Gene Ontology annotation, biological process: snRNA pseudouridine synthesis; ribosome biogenesis; rRNA pseudouridine synthesis. Gene Ontology annotation, cellular component: box H/ACA telomerase RNP complex; box H/ACA snoRNP complex.